AUGGCCCCGGCCCUUCCCCUCUGCCGGCCGAGGCCGCCCCGGCCCCGUCCCCGGUUGUCCCGGCGCGGUCUCGCCCUCGCCCGGCUCCCGGCGCGCCGGCUGUGGCGCUGCUGGGCGCUCCUGUGGGGCUGGCUGUGGGACGGGCUCGGCCUCGCCGCCCCUUGGCUCCGCCUGGCUCGAGCCCGGCGCCUGCCGGGGCCGGCGGGGGACGCGGGCGCCGCGGCCGCUGCCGCCUCCUCGGCGGCUUCCCCGGCCAGAGCUCCGCCGCUCGCCAGCCCGGCCGCCGGCAGCGAGCCGCCGCUGCCCGCUGCGGCUGGGGAAGCCCGGCCCGGGCCGCUUGAGGGGCGCUCGGGGGCCGGGCCGGGCCCCGGCCCGAACGCUCCCGGCCACGUCUCGCCCGCACGGAAGGCCAAGGAGCCGCUGCACGAGCGCUACCGGCUGGAGUCGCUGCUGGGCAGCGGCGGCUUCGGCCGCGUCUACGCGGGGACCUGCCUGGCGGACGGAGCCCCGGUGGCCAUCAAAGCCGUGUCCCGGGAUGGCAUCCGGCGCUGGGGCGAGCUGCCUGACGGCACCCGGGCACCCCUGGAGAUCGUGUUGCUGAGCAAGGUGUCCACUGGCUUUCCCGGUGUCAUCCAGUUCCUGGAGUGGUUCGAGCUCCCCAACGGAUUCUUCAUGGUGAUGGAGCAUCCGGAGCCGUCUCAGGACCUCUCACGCUUAAUCACGGCGUGGGGGUUCCUGCCGGAGGAGAUGGCGUGGGGGCUGUUCUGCCAGGUGCUGCAGGCCGUGCGGCACUGCACCAGCUGCGGCGUCCUGCACCGGGAUAUCAAGCCCCAGAACAUCCUCCUCCACCUGGCCACCGGCGAGGCCAAGCUCCUCGACUUUGGAUGUGGCACCUUCCUCCAGGACACGGCCUACACCCAGUUUGCAGGAACACUGUCAUACAGCCCGCCAGAGUGGAUCUACCUCAAACGAUACCACGGCGAGGCAGCAACGAUCUGGUCCCUGGGCAUCCUGCUCUACCAGAUGGUCUGCGGGAAGCACCCGUUCUGCAAAGGAACCGACACCAUCUGGGACCAGCUCCUGUUCCCACCACGGGUCUCUCAAGGCUGCCAGCACCUGAUCAGGUGGUGUUUGUCCCUCCGCCCCUCGGACAGACCAUCAUUAGAAGACCUCUUGUGCCAUCCUUGGGUGAAGGGCAUUCACCGGCCCUAGAAGACGGGAGAGAUCUACGUGCUCACUUUGAUCCAGCAGCCUGGCAAACAGCUGGGGCCCUCGGCAGAACGCUGACAGCCUGGUCUGGCCCCCAGGGAAGGAGAAGGGGCCUCUGGAGAAGCUGUGCCGGGUGGGCCUGCUGCUGGAGACAUCGAGGACGACGUGAAGGAUGACAAGCUCUUAGUUGAGCUGGACACUGGGGAGCUGAAGAUGAUGGACGCUGAUUGUGGCCCCUUCCUCCAAGACGUGCUCCCCACGCCGUUUGCAGAUGAGUCCACACCCAGGGGGUGCUCCCGGAGGCGGGCAUUGCUCAGCCUGGCUGGGCACCGAAGGUUCCCCCCUUUGCUGGCGGGGAACCUGAGGAAUUCUUCAGCCGGCUGCCAAGCUGCUUCUUGGCAGA
Messenger RNA from Neopelma chrysocephalum (saffron-crested tyrant-manakin), 1612 nucleotides. Its product is annotated as serine/threonine-protein kinase pim-1-like. The record is from RefSeq and is a predicted model, not a curated record. Gene Ontology annotation, biological process: protein autophosphorylation. Gene Ontology annotation, cellular component: cytoplasm. The transcript is spliced from 6 exons. Lineage: Eukaryota; Metazoa; Chordata; Aves; Passeriformes; Pipridae. Bases 1 to 1212 code for a protein of 403 amino acids. Gene Ontology annotation, molecular function: ATP binding; protein serine/threonine kinase activity.